Haliotis rubra (blacklip abalone) is the source of this 1395-nucleotide messenger RNA. RefSeq names its product GTP-binding protein 8-like. Gene Ontology annotation, molecular function: GTP binding. The transcript is spliced from 6 exons. NCBI's taxonomy places the organism in Eukaryota, Metazoa, Mollusca, Gastropoda, Lepetellida, Haliotidae. Bases 14 to 907 code for a protein of 297 amino acids. Gene Ontology annotation, cellular component: mitochondrion. The record is from RefSeq and is a predicted model, not a curated record.
UGACAGAUUCAGCAUGAAGACUCCAUUGACUUUCUGCCAUUUACGCCACCUCAAGAAUCAAAUGCCGGGAUGUUUUACGUAUAUGAGGAACCAGGCAUUGAAGUCAUCCACUAGAAGACCCUUGCAAACCGGUUCCAAACAUUCUGGUAUUGUAGUUAAGAAACAAGAUUUGUUCAGGAAUCCUCUCUCAAGGCUGCAGCCUUAUUUACAGAUACCAAUAUUGUCGGAGAAGGAUGACAUAUUUUCCCCCACACAGACAGAGUUAGAACAGGGCAGAUGCUUGUUUAGAAAUGACUUGAACACGAAGCAUGAGAUCAAGUUUCACACUGCCGUAGUGAGGUCCAGUACACUGGAGGAUUUCCAGAUGCCAGAGGUUGCAUUUCUCGGGAGAAGUAACGUGGGCAAGAGCUCUCUCAUACAAGCAAUGUUUUCAGAAGUACCAAAUGUUGAAGUUAGGGUGUCAAGGAAACCAGGACACACAAAAACAUUGAACUUCUUCCAGGUCGGGAAAUCUUUUUCCUUGGUGGAUAUGCCCGGUUAUGGCUUCAACAUGCCUGAGCACUUCCAGGAGUCGGUGGAGAAGUAUCUUCAAACCAGAUGCAGAUUGUGUCGAACAUUUAUACUGAUUGAUGGUCAGGUGGGUUUGACUAAAGCUGACGAAGUGGGGCUGAAGAUGAUGGAAGAAUUCAAGAUUCCAUAUGUGGUGGUGAUGACAAAAAUAGACAAGGCUGGACGUCACACUUUAGUGUCAAACUUGCUCUCCUUCCUUGAAGUCAGGAAAAACAGCACUGGUCACUGCUGCUUCCCACAGCCAUUUCUCGUAAGUUCCAAGAGCGGAGAAGGUCUUGCCUUACUACAGACAUUUAUAGCAUAUAUCACAGGUUGUAUCCAUGUUCAGGGCUUGUGAUGUCUACCUGGUUCCCCCACAGAUGUAUACUGCAGUCCUGAUGUGUGGACAAAGAUAAAUAAAAAUAGCAUCAAGGACAAAAAGCCAUGUUCAGGGAUUGUGAUGUUUACCUGGUUCCCCCACAGAUGUAAACUGCAGUCCUGAUGUGUGGACAAAGAUAAAUAAAAAUAGCAUCAAGGACAAAAAGCCAUGUUCAGGGAUUGUGAUGUUUACCUGGUUCCCCCACAGAUGUAUACUGCAGUCCUGAUGUGUGGACAAAGAUAAAUAAAAAUAGCAUCAAGGACAAAAAGCCAUGUUCAGGGCUUGUGAUGUUUACCUGGUUCCCCCACAGAUGUAAACUGCAGUCCUGAUGUGUGGACAAAGAUAAAUAAAAAUAGCAUCAAGGACAAAAAGCCAUGUUCAGGGCUUGUGAUGUCUACCUGGUUCCCCCACAGAUGCAGUGAUGAUGUGUCUACCGAUGACAGGAGAUGUUGAAAAUAACGUCAAAA